AUGACGCUGGCAAGCUCCCUCGCUCUUAAGCUGCUGGCGGCGGUUUGCUCCUCCUCGGCGCCGCGCCUCGUCCCGCUCGCGCUCCUCCUGCUGGCGAAUCGCUGCGAGGCCGCGGGCACGAUUUGCAACAACAGCUGGUACUGCUCCUCCGGAUGCCCUACUCACGUGUACGGCACGUCUCUGUGCGACGGCACCUACAAAGGCACCACAGGCUUGCGCAACAACCGCCUCUCGGGCGCCAUCCCUGCGAUGCUGCCGAGGUCGCGACCGAGUUCUUCGGCUCCGCCAGCGAAUUCGCGGCCUAUCUUUGACCUUCUGCGCAACAACCAACUCGCGUACAGCAACGUCGAGUACAUCUGCCGCGGCGCAGAAAGUGCCGAAUGCUUCGGCGUCCCUCCUGACGGCUGCAGCGCGUUUGUCGAAAUGCAGCUGUCUCUCACCGACCCCAACAAGUGCGUGGUCUGCGACGACCAGACUGCCGGUCUUGUCCUCGUCGGCGUGUGCAUCCUCAUUGGCAUCGUCGCCCUCGUCGCCUUCGUCCGCCUUGUCGUCCGCCACCCCGCGGCCCUCAAGAGGUGGGUCUCCACCGCCGCCAUCCUCAUCAAUCACGCCCAGACGGCCAGCAUCAUCGCAAGCAUGCGCCUCGAGUGGCCUCAGUCCCUCGUUGCGAUCGCCUCCGCGCUCAAGCACGUCGCCCUCUGCCGCCGCCGGCUCGACAUCGCCGACACCGCCGAGCUCGUGCUGAGCCUGAUCUACUCGCUGCUCUUCACCUUCGGGUGGAGCCUCGUGCUAGAGUUCGUGGCCUACGCGGUUGACGACUUCGAGAGGAUCUUUGAAUGCGAGGUUGACGGCUUCGAGAGGCCCUGUGUGACGGGUAUUCCUCCGGCUUUCUUUACGGAGCCGGUGCUGGGUGCGCUGCUGCUGGUCCUCUUGAUCCGCUUCUUCGGCAACGUCCUCGCAUUCAAACGCGGCGUCAACAGUGGGGUGUGGCGGCGCCCCACGAACCCGUGCUUUGCUUGCCGCUCGAGCGAGCGGUCUCAGUCGUUCGGCCGCCCCAUCCCUCCCCGACGGCUCGAGCGGCAAGUUGCCUACCUCGUUGGCCGCUUCGCUCGCCACGCUCCCCGCUGGCAAAUCGUCAUUUGGCUCCGGCAGCUCCUUGUCCUCCUCCUCGCCUACAUCAGCGACGUCGUCUUUGUGACCACAGAUAAUUUCGACACCGCAGAGGAGACGUUCGACGCCGUCCGCUACGCCAUCGCCACCGUCGCGAUCGCCGUCACCCUCGUCUUUUGGCGCCUCCACCGCCGCGCACUCCCCUUCGCCUUCCGCUUCCAGAACGCGCUCAAGUCGUGCCUCUACGGCGCCACCGCUCUCUUCCUCACCCUCGCCAUGGUGUACACCGCGCUGCCCGCCGACCCCGUCGCCCUGCGAGUGAGCGUCGAGGCGCUCAUGGCGACAGUGCUUCUCGGCAGCCUCAUCAUCGGCGCCGUCUACUCGGUCCGCCAGCUGCGGCAGAUGCGGCGUGCGCUCGCUCGCGUCGACCUCUCCGCCAUUCUCUCCGCCGCCGACUCCAAGAUCGACGGCUCGAUUGCGGAUCGGUUGCGCGACGGCUCGGUGCGGCUGCUCCGCUGCAGCUGGCUGGCGUCGCCCGCCUCGGACGCUUUCCUCGGCCGCGACGCCUCUGGCGCCGUCAUCAUGAAGAGGCGACAGGACUUGCCGGCUGAAGCUGACGUGCGAUGA
This is a messenger RNA of Emiliania huxleyi CCMP1516, 1737 nucleotides long. RefSeq lists its product as hypothetical. NCBI's taxonomy places the organism in Eukaryota, Haptophyta, Isochrysidales, Noelaerhabdaceae. The transcript has 3 exons. Bases 1 to 1737 code for a protein of 578 amino acids. The record is from RefSeq and is a predicted model, not a curated record.